CUUGACAGUUGGCUCUUGUGACGACAGAAGGGAAAUUUUUCCCGCCUAAAUAAGUAAUAAUUAUCACAGGCAGCUGUAGUUUUGUAUCAGUCAGUGAGUUGGGAGACGGUUGGACGGUGGUUAAUACUUUCCAUCUGCUUUUUUUGAAUUUUCCACCAGUAACUGAGGACGAUGUAUUUCAGAAUAAGAACGGUUGAUGGAAAAGUAAAAGUUAUAAAUAUUGCUUCAAGACUGAGCACAAUAAAAGAUGUAAAGCUUGAAAUCGAAAAAGAACUGUUUAUUAAGGCAGAUGAGUUUAAAUAUAUCUAUCUUGGAAAGAUAUUACAAGAUGAAUACACUCUUCACGAUUAUAAAAUCAAGUUGAAUGAUAUUAUACAAUUGAUACCAAUUAUAAGUAAUUCAGAAAGUAAACCAACAACUAGUAAGAAUAGUACAACAGAAGAGAAAGAGAUAACUAAAGACAAAGUAGAAGAGAAAGUUCAAGAAACAGAAGAUGUGAAAGAAGAGUUAGUCAAUAGUUUAUAUUAUAAGAUUGGAGAAGCUGUAGACUAUUAUUAUCAAUGCAAUGGUGCCUGGUAUGAAACUACAUUACAAAAUAUUGUUAAGAAAAAGGAGGAAAUACUGUAUAUUGUAGAAUUUAGCGAUGUGCCUGUGACUGAACUAUUUAUACGACCACGUUCAAGACGUCUUAUACCAUUUGAUGAAUUAUUCAUUGGUCAAAAAGUGAUGAUUAAUUAUAAUUUAGAAGAACCUAAAGAAAUUGGACUGUGGUAUGAUUUUACAAUAUUUAAAUUAAAUAAAAAAAGGACGUUUCAAGAGCUGAGUGGAUUAUUGCACAUAAGCAGUGAAAAUCAGCUUGAAGUACAAAUAGUCAAUCCCAAGGAAGGAAUUUAUGCAAUAGAAACGCCUAAGUUAUUGACAGAGAGAACUAUUGCAGAUGAAGAUUUCAUGGCUGAUACUAGCAAAUGCAGAUCUAUCCCUCCUUACUGUGCAUCGUGCAAAGAUAUACCUAGUAAAAAUUGUAAAGAUUGUGGUUGCAAUAUAUGCGGUGGCAAGCAAGAUGAAAAUAAACUUUUGCUUUGCGACGAAUGUGACUAUGCAUAUCAUUUGACAUGUUUGGAACCACCACUCGAAGUAAUUCCAGAGGGAGACUGGUAUUGUCCUGAAUGUAAGAACGAUGAAAAUGAAAUUGUUAAAGCAGGGGAUAAAUUGAAAAAAUCUAAGAAAAAAUCAUCCACGCAAGCUAAUAAGGAACCGAAAAGAGAUUGGGGGAGGGGAAUGGCUUGUGUUGGUAGAACAAAGAUAUGUGACAUUGUCUUGCCGUAUCAUCGUGGUAAAAUUCCGGGGGUAGAAGUUGGCAUGUCUUGGUUCUUUAGAAUACAGGUCUCCGAAGCAGGAGUGCAUAGACCACAUGUCGCCGGUAUUCACGGACGAGAAACAGAUUGUGCAUAUUCUAUCGUUCUGUCAGGCGGCUAUGAGGACGAUGUUGAUAAUGGCGAUGAGUUUAUGUAUACUGGUUCUGGUGGCAGAGAUUUAUCAGGCAACAAAAGAACCGCUGCACAGAGCAGUGACCAGAUCUUAACCAGAAUGAAUAAGGCACUCGCUUUGAAUUGUAACGCUCCGUUAAACGCAAAAAACGGCGCGACAGCUAAGAAUUGGAAGGAAGGCAUACCAGUUCGAGUGGUGCGCAAUUAUAAAUUAGCAAAACAUAGUAAAUAUGCGCCAAAAAAAGGUAACAGAUAUGAUGGUCUGUAUAAAGUGGUGAAAUACUACCCUACCAAGGGCGAAAGUGGCUUUCGUGUGUGGAGAUAUUUAUUACGGAGGGACGAUCCAGAUCCUGCGCCUUGGACCAAGAAAGGUAAAGAAAGAAUGGCUAAACUCGGUCUGAAGAUGAUAUAUCCGGACGGAUAUACCGAAGCAAUGAAGACAAAUGAUAAGAAACGAUCUAGGUCCGACGAAGAAAACGCUACAGCCUCGAAAGAAAAUAUGAGUCCAUCUAGUAAGAAGUUGAAAUUAGAACAAGAGGCCUAUGUUUUGGACGACGAAUUGAAAAGUUUAAUAGAAAGUGAUGAACAAAAUGCUAAACUGUGGGUUGAAUGUAGUGAGACACUGCGCGAUGGAAAGCUGGCUUUUUUGCAGUGCGUUUCAGAAAGAUUCAAGUGCGCUUUCUGUCUGGAAAUGGUUAAUCAUCCUGUAACAACUCCUUGCGCGCAUAAUUUCUGCCUCAAGUGCUUACAGCAGAGCUUUCUUACAUGGCAGGAGGUGUGUCCUAAAUGUCGUUACAGAAUAGGUGAAACGUUCAAAAUGAAUGUUAAUGAAACGUUAAAAUCGGUGUUAUCGCUGCUUUAUCCCGUUUAUAAGAGCGAUAAUUAAUGGUACGUUAUUUGCUAUUUUCUUAUACGAUUACUAAAUCAUGUUUGAAUCAAUAGUUUAGGUAUAGAAAUUUUAUUUUGAAAGCAAUUAUUGAAAGAUCCAUGGUGUAUUCAUAGUAAAUAUUAUGUUUAUCAUACAGUACAGUAUAUUAUACUACGUAUAUAAUAUUACAGUACUAUAGCUAUAUACAAGGUGUCCCAUGGAUAGUUGCUGAAGCUAAUCAGCUGUCAUUUUUAAACGCACAGGGAGCAAGAAAAAUAAAAUAUCUGUCCAACAGAGGACAUUUAUUUACAUAUAAA
Messenger RNA from Linepithema humile (Argentine ant), 2672 nucleotides. RefSeq names its product E3 ubiquitin-protein ligase UHRF1-like (gene UHRF1). Gene Ontology annotation, biological process: protein ubiquitination; negative regulation of gene expression via chromosomal CpG island methylation. NCBI's taxonomy places the organism in Eukaryota, Metazoa, Arthropoda, Insecta, Hymenoptera, Formicidae. Gene Ontology annotation, molecular function: protein binding; ubiquitin protein ligase activity. The record is from RefSeq and is a predicted model, not a curated record.